GAACCCUAAUCCUAACUUUCUCAUCACCGCCGUUGGUUACAGCCUCUCUCUCUCCGGCUCAAUUUUGCUUCCAGUCCACAUCCACUGUCUCUGCCGCUUCACUCUCCAGGAGUCAAGAAAUUCGGGUCGAAAUGAGGGGAAGGAGUUACAGUCCCUCGCCACCAAGGGGCUAUGGCCGAAGGGGGCGGAGCCCUAGCCCAAGAGGCCGUUAUGGUGGUCGUGGUGGUGCUAGAGAUCUCCCGACUAGUCUUCUAGUUCGCAACCUUCGUCAUGAUUGCAGGGGUGAAGACCUUCGAAGGCCAUUUGGGCAGUUUGGUCCUCUUAAGGAUAUUUACUUGCCCAGGGAUUAUUAUACUGGGGAACCGAGGGGCUUUGGUUUUGUCCAAUAUGUGGACCCUGCUGAUGCUGCAGAAGCUAAAUAUCAAAUGGAUGGUCAGAUUCUUCAUGGCCGGGAGUUGACUGUUGUAUUUGCGGAGGAGAAUAGGAAGAAACCUUCUGAUAUGAGGGCAAGAGAGCGUGGAAGGGGUCGAUUUUAUGAUCGAAGAAGGUCUCCCCUUCGUUAUUCCCGAUCCCCACCGCCACGGCACGCAAGAUCUCCGUCCCGUGGACGUGAUUAUUAUUCCCCUUCACCUAAGCGGCGACAGUACUCAAGGUCUGUUUCCCCACAAGAUAGGAGGUACAGUCGAGAUAGGUCAUACACGCCUGAUGGUAGGGGGAGGUCAUACACCCGUUCACCACCCUACAAUGGUUCUAGGAGCCGCAGCCAGAGCCCAAUAAGGGGUGAAAGUCCGAGCAGGCUCCAAAGCCGUAGCCCAGAUCCUGAAGAUUACCCACGAAAAGCAGUGAGAGAUAAGUCUCCCAGUGAGUGAGAACUCAAAACAAUUGUAGUGUUACUAAUAUUAGAGAGAGAUUUCAUUUGCAGUUUAGUUUUACUUUGGUCUUGGUGGUUGUGGUCUACUGUGCUUAGAAGAAUUCCAGUACUCAGAAAGUAAUAUGAACAUAUUGACUGACCCUAGAAAAAUUUGUGGGUGCUAUAGCCAAUUUUCUUGCUUUCCAAACAGGUUACCAUUGAGAAAGUAUGAAGAACAUGGCAUCUUCAUAUGUGCCAAGGCUCAAGGUUAUACCAACUGUGAGAGAUGGAUCUCAGACUCAUUGAACUAGUUGAAAAUGAUAUUGGCUUUCCUAGAAAUGAUUGUGGUAAUGACCGGUAUUGAGAUUGUUUACUUUAGAUUCCAUACAAAGCUUAUGAGGAUUCAACUAGUUUAACAUAAAAAAAUGUUCCUAAAAGUACCUUUGUUGAUAUCGAACAGAAAAGUGGUGAUCACUCAUUAAUAGAUGAACAGCUCUCUUAUUUUGUAA
Vitis riparia (riverbank grape) is the source of this 1359-nucleotide messenger RNA. Its product is annotated as serine/arginine-rich SC35-like splicing factor SCL33. The record is from RefSeq and is a predicted model, not a curated record. Gene Ontology annotation, molecular function: RNA binding. The transcript has 6 exons. Lineage: Eukaryota; Viridiplantae; Streptophyta; Magnoliopsida; Vitales; Vitaceae. The coding region runs from base 132 to 869 and encodes 245 amino acids. Gene Ontology annotation, biological process: mRNA splicing, via spliceosome. Gene Ontology annotation, cellular component: nuclear speck; cytoplasm.